Oppia nitens is the source of this 1027-nucleotide messenger RNA. RefSeq lists its product as uncharacterized. The transcript is spliced from 3 exons. The record is from RefSeq and is a predicted model, not a curated record. The coding region runs from base 4 to 948 and encodes 314 amino acids. NCBI's taxonomy places the organism in Eukaryota, Metazoa, Arthropoda, Arachnida, Sarcoptiformes, Oppiidae.
AUAAUGUUAACAACUAUAACAAUGAUGGCUACAAUUGUCGGCAACAAAACAAUUAAACUAAUAUUAAUUGUUUUCUAUAUAGUAUUGUUGGUCCACUUGAAUAUGGUUUGCUGUGCUAUUGAUAAUAAUAAUAAUAAUAAUAACUUUAAUAACGACAACAACAACAACAACAACAACAAUCCAAACAACAUUAUGAUUCCUAAUCCGGCGGUUAUUAUCCAAAAUCCUAAUCGGGUUCCGAAUAAUCCCAAUACCGAUGAUUCGAUGAUCGAUUUGCCGCCAGAAUAUUCUAUGGUCUCAGCCAUAGACGGUCCCAACAAUAAUAAUAAUAUCAAUACUAAUACUAAUAGUAAUAAUAAUAAUAAUAACGACAUAAUAUCCGCCGACAAUACAAUCAUUGUCCGUCUAAUGCGCGAAGAUUUUUGCCGCAAAAAGUUGGCCAAACUGGUCAACGAAAUGUGUAGGCCAUACUUCAAGACAGAAAGAAGAUUAUAUUGCGAUAACUAUUUGUUUCCCUUUAAGUCAAUGACAAAAGCCGAGAGACGACUGUGCCGUCGGAAAGCCGGUGAAUCAUUGAGACGUCGGACAAUCAGCCAAAUGGUUAGGUCAUGUUGUCAGGAGUCGUGUUCGGUGUCAACGUUGACCAAGUAUUGUCAAUUGCCGGCCACUGCAGCGGCUAUCGGUGCCGGCAUCGGCGAUAUACAAUCAUCACCACCGAGACUCAUGAUGAUGAUGGCUAUGGCCAACAACAACAACAACAACGGUGGCGGUGGUGGUAAUGGUGGUAAUGUUGGACGUCCUUAUCCUCCAGUCGCUAACUACAAUAACGGCUGGACGACCACCAAAAAUGGUGUAAUGAUACCCCCGGCUAAUGGCGUGUUCAGCGAGGAAAAGGAUGCCAUGUAUGGCCUAAAAUUGCCUUUAUUUAAACCGCCGCAAAAUUUUUAACUAAUUUUAUUUAAAUUUUGUUGUCAAUAAUUAUUUUUAAAUUUUAAAUAACUGGUAUUAUUAUUAUUAUUAUUAUUAU